Molecule: messenger RNA, 3772 nt
Organism: Orbicella faveolata
Lineage: Eukaryota; Metazoa; Cnidaria; Anthozoa; Scleractinia; Merulinidae
Source: RefSeq, a predicted model, not a curated record
UUAAUCCCAAAUCAGCGCAAUUUCAUCAGUGCAGAAAAAUGAAAUUGAGUGCAAAAUAGUGAAUGGAAAAUGAUUAACAGUUCCGACAAAAUUUGAGCUCGGAUAGACAAAGUGGCGGACAAAAAUUAUACGAAGAUUGAAACUCUUUAUCAAAAUUUUGAUACACAGACUUCAUAACAAAGCAAAGUACAAAGCUCAGUCAGCAAACAUUACUAAACUGGUUAUCGCGAAGUGUGUAAGAUAAGAAAUAAACACAAACUGCUGUGAGGAAAUAAAACAUAAACUACCUCGAAGUGCAUGAGUUACAGUGGCGGAUCUAGGAGAGGAGCCCGGGCGGCCCGCCCCCUCCCCCUUAUUUUGGGUAAAAAAGAAGAAAUCACAGAAGGAAGAAAAGCCGGUAGGGCAAGCAAAACAAAACCGCUACGCGUACUUUGUACUUCAUGCGCGCGCUUUGUGUGCGUGCGUACGCGUACAGUUUCUUGUAUGUCGUGGCUCAAUCAUUCCACCUACCGAAGAAAGGCUAACCCCGAAACGUUUAGAUUACCAGCGAAUAUUUGACACUUUUAAGAACCUUUUCAGCCUUACAUUCAAUCGAGGAUAGGUUAGCUUUGGGCCGUAUUUAAAUCUUAUUUCAUAAUUUUUAGUGUCAAUUUUAGUAGCAUAAUAUGUGCUAUACACAGUUUAGCAUAUAUUUGUAUUCUGUGGGUUUGGAAUCCCUACAUGGGCAGGUAAUCAUGUAGUCCCUUGGGUUUUUCGUGGUAGGUGUAUUUAAGCGAGUGUUUAGUAUGGGGUUCAUUCUCUCGGUCUGUUACCAGCGCUGUUUCAUUUUGUUUUCUCUUCUAUUCUGUGAUGUUUCAAGACAAGCCGAUUUCUAGCAGAGUCGGACCUGAAGUUGAAGAGGCGAUUAAGCAAGCGUUUUCAAAUUUAUCUGCCGAUCUAACUGCGGUUAUCGAGUCUAGGCUUUCGGAUUUUAAGCGGGAUUUGGUCGAGGACCGUGAUUCUUCGGUGGCUUCCGUGGUUAAGCGAGUUAAAGAGGAACGAAGUUGAAUUCAAAUCGAAGGGCAACAAAAAGCAAUUCGAGCAUCAACGGCAAGUUCUUGAUUGUUUGACUGAGGCUCAACAUUCCCUGGCCAGCUCUAAGUACGAAAAGGCAAAGAAAGCUAUCGAAGAAGGUAUAAACCUGACUGAAAAGCGUAUUAAAGCAAUUAAGUUGGCCGACAGGAGCGAGCUUGGCUGGUCGACAGUCUGCGAAUAUUUAUUGGACGAUUUGGCGUCGAAUUCAGAGGACGGAAAGCGUAUUUUUCGUUCGGAGAGGCGUGCUGAGCGUCGCUCUAAACAAGCAGAUCUGCUUCAACGAGUGGGCUUCAUCCGAGGAACCCGGUUAGCAGGAUUGGUUCUUGCUAUAAGUUAAGUAUUCAUUUAUUUUUUCAGUCUUUUUAUUUUUAUUCGCUUGUUUUUCCUAUGCUUUUGCCCACUUACUUUUCUGCUUUGUUUACUUCUCGCAGUGCUGGUUACCGCGGCACACUGUAUUAUUCGCCAUAUUGUUCUUGUAUCUUGUUGUUUCAAUGGUACGGCCGGUUAAUAGCACAGAAUAGCAUAAUAUGUGCGAUACGCAGUUUAGCGUAUAUUUGUAUUCUGUACGUUUGGAAUCCGUACAUGUGCAGGUAGUCAAGUAGUCCCUUGGGUUUUCCGUGGUAGGUGUAUUUAAGCGAGUGUUUAGUAUGGGUUCAUUCUCUCGGCGUGGUACCAGCGCUGUUUCAUUUUGUUUCUCCAUUCAAGUUCCUUUAUUUUUCUUUAUUUCAGUGUUAGGAAUUUGGUCAUUUAAUUUGUAAUUGUCCCAAGAGCUCUGUCAACGCCUCCUCGUCGGACCGUCCGCCCAGCCGGGGAUGACUAGCCGAAUCUUAACGGUCAGCUUUUGACGUUGAUGUGGAUGUUGUCGAAACCGAUGAGUACCCUUUGGUUGAUGAUUAUUUAGGAAGCGGUGUAGAGUUUGUUGAAGGCUCCUCCGGUGUAAAAGGUCGCCUGAAGCAGUAUUUCAGUUAUUGGGAAUCCACCAUCUGUGCCCCACAGUUUGUUUUAGGCGUGAUCUCUGAAGGCUAUAGAUUACCAUUUGUCAGAUUUCCGGAUAAGUGCUACUUAGACACCCCGAGAGGGUUUCUGCGUCUGCUAGUUUAUUGCAUCAGAGGGAUUUUAAACUGAGUGGGUUAAAGCUGAGCAGGCAGAAAUCUAUGUUAGAGCCAAUGCAAGUCGGUCAAUGGGUGGGUUUGUAAUUGACACUAUUAAAAUGCAGUUCCGAAUCCCGACUAAGAAAAUUGCCAAGCUUAAGAGGAACCUCGAUUCCAUGAUUUCUUCUGGGAGCGUUACGUAUAGGGAACUUGCUCGAGUGGGCGGCUUCAUCAAUUCGCUGUAUUUGGCAGUAGGCCCUAUUGCUACGUUAUUCACGAGGCAGAUGCAUGCAACUAUUCAAACCCGUUCGUUCUGGGAUUGUUCCUUUUCUCUUUCUUCGCCUUUAUCGGAAGAAUUGUGUUUCUGGUCUACUAAUAUCGAGGCCUUUAACGGAUAUGGAAUUCAGCCUAAGCUUACUCCAGGUACAGUAAUUUUUUGCGACGCUAGCGAUUACGCCUUUGGAGGAUAUCGGAUCAAGUUGAAUGAUCAGCCUGUCAGUGGUAUGUUUAGCCGUUUUGAGUGUCAGCAGAGUUCUACUUUCAGAGAGCUUAAAGCCAUUUUCUAUGUUAUCAAGGCGCAUGUUGUAUCUCUCAAGAGAUACAAGAGGCACAAGAAAGUUAAAACGCUUGAUAUUUUUCAGCUGUGCCUAGUGAACGAUAUUCAGAUUGACGCGCAGUGGAUUCCUCGCGAUGCUAAUGUUAGAACUGAUUUUUUAAGUCGCUUUGUGGAAAAAGAUGACUGGAUUGUGGAUAUCGUACGCUUGCCCAGAAGAUCUGAUAUGAUUAUCCCUGGUCCUGGCCAAAAGGUUUCUUAUAACGGCAAGCUCUCGGUUUUCUUUGAUUGCCCAAAUUCAGCAUGCUGCCCUGACGCAUAGAUUUCAGGUUAGCGUUGCCGACCUGUCAGUUUCUGUAUGUCUGUUUGUUUUGUAUUUACCUUUUCUAGGCUUUACAGUUUGCUUGUAGUGUUGAGCAUUUGUCUGCAGUUAAUCGGUCGGCCCGUGUGUGGCAUGCAUUUGCUACGGUUACCGGGCGGCAUGGUUUGUGUGCGUUGUUACAGUCAUGCGAGUUUUGAGCGUGGUAAUAGUUCUAUACCUAGCGGGUUAGCACUUGAUGUGCGAUGCCGGUCUUACCGAAGCAUCGUGUUCCCCGCCUACCUUAGGCUGAUACAUUUGAGAGGAUGCAUUGUUUGCCAUCUGUUGUAGCAGUUUGUUGAUAGCUGCUCCUGUCUGGGGUAUAUUUACCUUUUUGUUUUUGCACAGUGUUGUUUGCUCGCUAACCUUAUUUUUGUUUCUUUAAGAUAUCUUGCAGAACGGGGGCUUCACGGCGAAUCUCCAGGAUCCGUCACUGAAGUUAGUGGUUCCGCAUCUGGUUGAUAUUUUGUUAGUCUAGCGCAGCAAACACAGCCUACAAGUACAGCUACGGGUGACAAAGAUGGAGAUCCUGGGCGCAGUCUAAGCUGGGUGUUCCUGUUAUUCGGGCAAUUCCUUUACAAGUGGCUUUGUGUCUGACCGAGCUCGUGGAACGUGCAGUACUUGAGGGCCAUUCUGCCUCCGUGAUAGAAUCUGCUUCGUACAGUAUCCGAUGGGGUUACCGUCUAGCAGGGAGGG